AUGGCCGCAGACGUGCACGAGAAUGUCUUCAGUGAAGAGCAGCUGCUGCGACCAGAUGUUCAAGCGGAGGACGAGGAGCAGUUCACCCGAAGAGUGGCUGUGGUCACGCCUGAACCGCCCAAGUCCACUUGUCACUCAGAGCCGCCGGUGCACAGCCGCCGAAAGCGGGCCUCGGACCGCGCAAAGAAGAUACUCUUCUUGCUCGAGAGCAAGUACGACGUGCUCACCGAGGUCUGUGCGGAAUAUGAGGAUUGGAAGGAGGCCACUUCAGCGGCUGACUUCGAUCUCCUUUGGUGCGACACCGCGAUCCCGGCGGAUCGUUUCAUGAAGUUGAAGACGUUUCAAAAGAUGAAUCACUUCGUUGGGAUGAGUUCAAUCACCCGAAAGAACAAUUUAGGGCGGAAUCUGCUGAGAAUGAGGAAGCAAUUUCCUAAGGAAUACCGCUUCUUCCCAGACACAUGGAUCCUGCCCACCGACAUGUCUGAUUUUAAACAACAGUUUACAAACGUGAAAAAGCAGACCUUCAUCAUUAAGCCAGACAAUGGCUGCCAGGGCAAGGGGAUCUUCUUAAUCCGAGAUGUGGAGAAGGUGCCGGUGGACUUCUCCUCCACCUUUGUGGCACAAAGGUAUAUCAGCAAGCCAUUGCUCUUAGAUGGCUACAAAUUCGACCUCCGACUUUAUGUCCUCGUUUCUGGCUGUGAUCCCUUGAGAAUCUUCUUGCACAGGAAGGGACUGGUGCGAUUGGCCUCUGAGCAAUAUGUUGAACCCACCAAGAACAACCUGUCAGAAGUCAUGGUGCACUUGACCAACUAUGCCAUCAACAAAGCAAAUCCCAACUUUGAGGAGAACACCAACCCUGAUGAUGCUGAAGACGGGCACAAGCGAAGCUGGGAGGCGGUGCAAGAGCACUUGCGGAAGGAAGGGCACGACGUCGACACAUUGAUCUUGGAAAUUGAGGACUUGAUUGUCAAGACCCUCAUCGCUGUCCAGCCAAGUCUCUCCCACUUCUACCACAGCUGCCAGCCAGAAGACGUGUACAAUGGCAUGUGCUUUGAGAUCUUGGGCUUUGAUGUGAUGUUGGAUCAGAAGCUGCAGCCGUGGCUAUUGGAGGUGAACCAUGCGCCCUCCUUCGCGACGGAGUCCGAGCUGGAUCACCAAGUGAAACAUGAGGUCCUUCAAGACAGCUUUAACUUGCUGGACUUGAAUCCUGAAGUAAGACGCCAGAAGAAGCGGGAGGCGCGUGAACGGAUGGAGCAGCGAUCCUUGGGCAAGAAGCCCUGCAUUGAAGAUCGCAUUGCUCAGGAGCGCGAGUUCGCCUUGAUCCGAAACGACUGGGAAGAUGCACAGCUUCAAAACGGCUGCAGCGGGUACAAGCGCUUGUAUCCUUCUCCAGAGAAGGAGAAGGCAUAUUGGCAGGUGCAUGAUGCGGCAAUCAACAUUUGGGAGAUGAUGAUGGGUGGGACCUUUCGUCGAGCUGUCCGCCUGUCUGACCCCCUGGAGAAGCCCCCUGUGGAUGAGUCACGCGUGGCCGGGGCACUGUCAUGGCACGUCGUGGUCGGGGCGUCAUGUCACGUGGUUUGUGUUCUCGUUACGUUCGUAGCUUCUUGUGACUAG
Molecule: messenger RNA, 1614 nt
Organism: Durusdinium trenchii
Lineage: Eukaryota; Dinophyceae; Suessiales; Symbiodiniaceae
Source: the annotation of a GenBank genome assembly